Molecule: messenger RNA, 4910 nt
Organism: Phodopus roborovskii (desert hamster)
Lineage: Eukaryota; Metazoa; Chordata; Mammalia; Rodentia; Cricetidae
Gene: Itgal
Product: integrin subunit alpha L
Biological process (GO): cell adhesion mediated by integrin; cell-matrix adhesion; cell-cell adhesion
Cellular component (GO): integrin complex; external side of plasma membrane
Molecular function (GO): integrin binding
Source: RefSeq, a predicted model, not a curated record
CAGCCUGGUGGCCCUGAGAAAGUUACACUGCAAGGGGCCCCAUGCAAAAGGCAUCACCAUUUCCCUCUUCCAUCCUGUCUAGGUGGCCAGAAAAUCUCAAGAGCUCUCAGAGACUGAGGCUGGACCACAGAUCCCUCCUUGGCACAGAUGAGUUUCCACAUCACCGGCCCCAGACUGUUGCUAUUGGGACUCCAGCUGUUUGCUGAGGCCUGGAGCUACAACCUGGAUACGCGGCAUGCGCAGAGUUUCUUGGCACACGCUGGGAGACACUUUGGGUACCGGGUCUUGCAGGUCGGAGAUGGCGUUGUUGUGGGAGCUCCAGGUGAGGGGAACAGCACAGGAAGCCUCUAUCAGUGCCAUCCAGGCAAUGGUUCCUGCCAACAAGUCAGCUUGCAUGGUUCUAACUAUACCUCCAAAUACUUGGGAAUGACCUUAGUGACAGACACCACCAACGGAAGCCUUUUGGCCUGUGAUCCUGGACUGUCUCGGACAUGUGAUCAUAACACCUACCUCAGUGGCCAGUGUUACCUCUUUCCCCAGAGUCUGGGGGGACCUAUGUUACAAGGGUAUCCUGCUUAUCAGGAAUGUAUUAAGGGCAAGGUCGACCUAGUAUUUCUGUUCGAUGGCUCAAUGAGCUUGGAGAAAAAUGACUUUGAAAAAAUCUUGGACUUCAUGAAGGAUGUGAUAAGGAAACUCAGCAACACUUCCUACCAGUUUGCUGCUGUUCAGUUUUCCACAUCAUACAAAACAGAAUUCACUUUCUUGGAUUAUGUUAAACAGAAGGACCCUGAUGCUCUGCUACGUAAUGUUAAACACAUGUGUUUGCUGACCAAUACUUUUGGCGCCAUCAACUAUGUAGUGACAAACGUGUUCAAAGAAGAGUCUGGUGCCCGGCCAGAUGCUACCAAAGUGCUAGUCAUCAUCACAGACGGUGAAGCUACUGACACUGGGAACAUCGAUGCAGCCCAAGGCAUUACCCGUUACAUCAUCGGGAUUGGAAGGCAUUUUAAAACCACAAAAGGACAGGAGAGUCUUCACAUAUUUGCCUCCAAACCCACAAAGGAAUUUGUCAAGAUUCUGGACACAUUUGAGAAGCUCAAGGGCCUAUUUGAUGACCUUCAGAGGAGGAUUUACAUGAUUGAGGGCACAAACUUACAAGACCUGACAUCGUUUAACAUGGAACUCUCCUCCAGUGGGAUCAGCGCAGACCUCAGCAAGGGCCAUGCAGUUGUGGGAGCAGUUGGAGCCAACGACUGGGCUGGGGGAUUUCUGGACCUGGAUGUAGACUUGCAGGAUGCCACAUUUGUUGGGAACGAACCACUAACGUCAGAUAAAAGAGCAGGUUAUCUGGGCUACACCGUGACCUGGAUGCCCUUCCGUAGCUCCAUGUCUCUACUGGCCGUGGGAGCCCCACGAUACCAGCAUGUGGGACAAGUACUGCUCUUCCAAGCACCCAAAGCCGGAGGACACUGGAGUCAGAUCCAGAAAAUAGAAGGGACUCAGAUUGGAUCUUAUUUUGGUGGGGAGCUAUGUAGCGUUGACUUGAACCACGAUGGUGAGACAGAGCUGUUGCUGAUUGGUGCACCCCUGUUCUAUGGGGAGCAGAGAGGAGGCCGAGUGUUCAUUUACCAGGGAAGAGAGGUGUUCAACAUGGUCUCAGAGCUGCAGGGUGACCCUGGCUACCCACUUGGGCGGUUUGGAGCUGCCAUCACUGCCCUGACAGACAUCAAUGGGGAUGGAUUGACAGAUGUGGCCGUGGGAGCCCCUCUGGAGGAGCAGGGGGCUGUGUAUAUCUUCAAUGGGCAGCCUGGAGGGCUCAAUCCCCAACCAAGCCAGAGAAUACAAGGAACCCAGGUGUCCCCAGGAAUCCAGUGGUUUGGACGCUCCAUCCAUGGGGUGAAGGACCUUGGAGGGGACAGGCUGGCAGAUGUAGUUGUAGGAGCUGAGGGCCGAGUGAUUGUGCUGAGCUCGAGGCCAGUGGUGGAUGUUGUCACUGAGAUGUCCUUCUCUCCAGACGAAAUCCCGGUGCAGGAGGUGGAGUGCUCCUUCUCAGCCAGCCAGGAACAGAAGGAAGGAGUCACACUCAAUGUGUGCUUCCAAAUACAACCUCUCACAUCUCAGUUUCAAGGUCACCUGCUUGUCAACCUUAGCUACACCCUGCAGCUGGAUGGCCACCGGUCGAGGAGCCGAGGUGUAUUCUCAGGAGGGAGCCAUGAGCUCAGCGGGAACACAUCUGUCACCCCAGAUAAAUCCUGCCUGGGCUUCUCCUUUCACUUCCCGGUCUGCAUUCAAGACCUCAUCUCUCCUAUCAAUGUCUCUCUGAAUUUCUCUCUUUUGGAGGAAGAAGGAACACUGAGGGACCGAAAGAUGGGCAGGGACACGCAGCCCAUCCUGAGGCCUUCAAUACAUGCAGUGACUAAGGAGAUCCCGUUCGAGAAGAACUGUGGUGAGGACAAGAAGUGUGAGGCAAACCUAGCCCUGUUGUCCCCUGCCAGAUCCAGAGUCCUGCGUCUGACUUCCUCCGCCAGCCUUGCUGUGGAGUGGACGCUGAGCAACUCGGGAGAGGAUGCUUACUGGGUGCGGCUGGACUUGAGCUUCCCUAAGGGACUCUCCUUCCGCAAGGUGGAGAUGCUAAAGCCACACAGCAGAGUUCCUGUGAGCUGCCAGGAGCUGGCUGACAAGUCAAGUCUCCUGACCAAGACACUGGCCUGCAAUGUCAGCUCUCCCAUCUUCAAAGCAGGGCGGCAGGUCAGCCUCCAGGUGAUGUUUAACACACUGCUCAACAGCUCCUGGGGAGAUUUUGUUGAGCUGAAUGGCACUGUGCACUGUGAAAAUGAGGACUCAAGCCUGCUGGAGGACAACUCAGCCACCAUGCACAUCCCUGUCCUGUACCCAGUCAACAUCCUGAUUGAGGACCAGGAGAACUCCACCCUGUACACCAGUUUCACCCCUAAAGGUCCCAAGACCCAGCAAGUCCAGCAUAUCUACCAGGUGAGGAUUCAGCCUUCUGCCUAUGACAACAACAUGCCCACAUUGGAGGCCUUGGUUGGGGUGCCACAGCCUCACAGUGAGGGCCCCAUCACUCACACAUGGAUUGUACAGAUGGAUUCUCCUGUCACUUGCCGCCGUGAGGACCUGAAGAGGCCAUCUAAUGAAGCUGAGCCUUGUCUGCCUGGAAUUCUGUUCCACUGUCCAAUUGUCUUCAGGCAGGAGACCCUCAUCCGAGUGACCGGGACAGUAGAACUAUCAGACGAAAUUAAGGCAUCCUCCACGCUCAGCCUCUGUAGCUCGCUCUCCAUCUCCUUCAACAGCAGCAAGCAUUUUCACUUGUAUGGCAGCAAAGCCUCAAUGGCCCAGGUCCUCAUGAAGGUUGAUGUGGUCUACGAGAAGGAGAUGCUGCACCUGUAUGUGCUCAGCGGCAUUGGGGGGCUAGUGCUACUGCUGUUGAUUUUCCUAGCGCUCUACAAGGUUGGUUUCUUCAAACGGAACCUGAAGGAGAAGAUGGAGACUGAUGGAGGUGUCUUGAAUGCAAGUCCUAAUGAAGAUGCUGACCCUCUGGCAGAAUCUGGAGAAGAAACCAAAGAUCCCAGCUGCCUAGAGCCCUCCAUGAGGGUGACAAGGACUGAGGCCUACAUGCAAUACACUGAUGGCCCAAAACUAGACUUAAGAGUGCCGGUACUGACCAGCAUCAGCCGUAUGUCGUCGAUGUGUACCCUCAUCUUUGGCUAGUCAUGGUUGCUCCUAGUCCUGAAUUUCCCUGGUGUGAGCAUUGAGCUCAUCCCCACCUUAUCUACAAGUGCAUGUAAGACUCUGCUAAGGAAGGCCAGGAGGCCAGAGAUGAAGCCCUGCCUCCUGCUAGCCUGCCUUGCUGUCCCCCAGAGAGAAUCUUUGGUCCGAACUUGUAGAAACUGUCAUCUCAGGGCCCAGUUUUACUCCAGCUCUCUCAACUGCCCUCGGAUGUCCCAGCCUUCUGGGUCUGCCUCACACUGUCUCCUGCCUGGAGUCUAGCCUGGACUCUGCUGAGAGACUGCAAAUCCACCUGUGUCAUUGCAUUGCUGCCGCAGAUGUCUAGGAAGACAUUGCAAAAUCAGGCCCCCGUGGCUGGCCCAGCCUCUGCAGGAGUGACCCACCUUUCCUCCCCACAUCUCUUUGCUGCCUCUCUUUCCCAGGCUGCAGCUACUCCAGCCUUUCCGAGAGUCAUUCUCCUUCCUGUGAAGCUGCACUUCACCUCAUGUCCUCUUCCGCCUGGAACAUUCCUGCCUCCGCCUGUCCUGGCUCAGGGAGGAUUCCACUCACACCAGCCUGCACCUGUCCCUUGUCCCCAGGUUGUAUUUGUUCUCUCUUUGAUGAUUUAAUUCCUGCCUCAGAGUGAGCUCCUUGAGGUUGGGGCAUACAUUCCUAUGCCAUUCACCUUGGGAAUCUCUGAUGACAUCCGAGGGCAGGGGUAUAGUGGGUGCUUGGUACAGUUUCAUUGUAAGUGGAGAAGAUAAAGAAAUAGCAUGGGUGAGCCCUGGGCAUUUCAUCCUUCAAGCCUCUGCCUUUCCAGGCUCCUUCAUUCCCCAUUCAGCACCCCCCCCCCCAGUUCCCUCACAGAAGGAGCUCAAGGAGUCCCAAUACAAAGCACAUGCAUGGUGUCUUGAAUGAGAAAUGCCCACAUAGGCUCAGGCACCUCAACACUUGGUCCCCGUAGUUAGAGAGAUUGUAGGGAAGCACAGCCUUGCUGGCCGUCGGCUGGGAAGGGCUGUGAGAGUUGGAAACCUUGCCCCACUUGUAGUUCAUGCUCAGCUUUGUGCUUUGGAUUGAUGUCAUCUCUCGGUUUCCUACUGUCUUUCCAGCCACUGGCUGCCGUACCUUCCAACACAGACUCCCACCCUCUGGAACCACGAGCCCAAAUAAACUUGAUUCCAUAA